Messenger RNA from Larimichthys crocea (large yellow croaker), 1803 nucleotides. It is a transcript of the gene abhd3, whose product is annotated as abhydrolase domain containing 3, phospholipase. Gene Ontology annotation, biological process: medium-chain fatty acid catabolic process; phosphatidylcholine metabolic process; medium-chain fatty acid biosynthetic process. The transcript is spliced from 9 exons. Gene Ontology annotation, molecular function: acetylesterase activity; glycerophospholipid phospholipase A1 activity; monoacylglycerol lipase activity. The record is from RefSeq and is a predicted model, not a curated record. Lineage: Eukaryota; Metazoa; Chordata; Actinopteri; Sciaenidae. The coding region runs from base 245 to 1483 and encodes 412 amino acids.
CAUGCUGACAGCAGGGGGCGACUGACUGACGGACUGACUGUGAUAGCCGGUCAAAGAGCGCCACCGCUUGCACACACACUCACACACACACACGCACGUAUAUAUCUCCCCACAUCAGGUCCCCUUGACUGUCUCCUUCACACACAGCGGGCUCUGCAGGCAGACACACAGCUGACUUUAAAAAAAAAAAACCGAGCUGGCCGCUGUCCUUACAGUACACGGGGUGAAAACAGGGAACCUUGCAAUGAUCUCGCUGGACUUCAAUUUCAACAUUUUGACAAGGGACCUGUCACAUUAUCUGGAAAAUCAAGUCAAAGUUGGGCUGUUCGGAUCGGGUGUAGGACUGUCUCUGGUGCUGGGCUUUAGCGCAGCGUACACCUGCUACUAUUUGGUGUCAGUAGCCAAGAAGCCACAGCUCAUCUCAGGGGGUAAGAAGUUUUACCAGUUUCUGAGGGAACAAUGCCCGGUGGUGUCAGAGACCUACUACCCCACCUUUUGGUGCUGGGAGAGCCGCAUCCAAACUCUGCUGAGACCAUUUGUCACAGCCAAACCUGGGGUCGUCUACAGAAAUGAGCUUAUUAAGGCAGCAGAUGGAGGACAGAUCUCUUUGGAUUGGUUUGACAACGACGACAGCUUCUCUCAUCCUGACCCUGCCACCAGGCCUACGGUCCUCCUCCUUCCCGGUCUGACCGGCACCAGCCGAGAGUCCUACAUUCUGCACAUGGUCCAACAGAGCCGGGAUCUGGGAUAUAGAUGCGUGGUCUUCAACAACAGAGGGGUUUCUGGUGAAAUGCUCCUGACCCCGAGGACCUACUGUGCAGCCAACACGGAGGAUCUGGAGACUGUUAUUGACCACAUCCAGAGGGCUAAUGAAGCUGCUCCAAUCAUGGCUGCUGGAGUAUCAAUGGGCGGGAUGAUGCUGGCCAACUACUUGGGGCGCAAGGGCCGGGAAACCUGUCUGAAAGGGGUCGUCGUCUUCUCAGCGGGCUGGGAUGUAUUUGAGUGCACCGCUUCACUGGAAAAACCCCUGGACCGUUUCCUCUUCAACUCCUACCUCACCAGUUGCCUACAAGCCUCUGUGCACAGACACAGACCGGUGCUUGAAAAGUGUUACGACAUCGAUCAUGUCAUGAAGGCAAAGACCAUUCGAGAGUUUGACGAGAGGUUCACCUCCAUAAUGUUUGGCUAUCCUACCAAUGAUGACUACUACCACGAUGCCAGUCCUGUCCACAGGCUGAAAUCUGUGCAGGUGCCAAUGCUGUGUCUGAACGCUGCUGACGACGUCUUUUCCCCUUCUCAUGCCAUUCCCGUGGAGGCGGUGAAGCAGAAUCCCAACCUGGCCCUGCUCAUCACCUGUCACGGCGGCCAUAUCGGUUUCCUCGAGGGCCUGUGGCCUCGACAGAGCACGUACAUGGACCGAGUCUUCAAGCAGUUUGCUAAGGCGGUCAUCGAGCAAGGCGGUGGACUCGCUGACCUCUCCUGAUAAGAGAACUUAACAAAGUGUUCCUCUAGUUUUAUUUCCUUACUUCCUUUCUGCUUUCCAUCCUUUAUUCCUUUCAUUUCUCAUUCCAUUCUUCCUUGUUUCUUUCCUAUCUGUGACCUUUUCCCCUCUUUCAUUAUUUCCCUUUAUCCCUCCUUUACAACAUUACAUCCAUCCCUCAUUCCUUCCCUCUAUACCUAAUCCUAUUCAGCCUAUUUCCUUCCUUCCACUGGCCUUCUUUUUAUCUUUGACCUCCAUCCGUCCGUCCCAUUCUUCCUCCCGCCACAAGCAAAAAAAAACAAACAUUCUUUCUCAUUUCAAAG